This is a messenger RNA of Nelumbo nucifera (sacred lotus), 1008 nucleotides long. RefSeq lists its product as uncharacterized. Lineage: Eukaryota; Viridiplantae; Streptophyta; Magnoliopsida; Proteales; Nelumbonaceae. The record is from RefSeq and is a predicted model, not a curated record.
AUGGGAUUCUUCAGCUACUGCUUAGCAGGAGGUGGGUUCAUGCUUAUAGGCGCCUGGGAGGCUCUUGUCUCUUUCCAUGCACACUUAAACCCCUUCUCUCUUCUUUCUCCUCCGGACCAAGCCAUGCCUGCAGCAGCAGCGUCAUCAACAACAACAAGAGCAACCCGAAGAAGAACGAAUCCGUCGUCCUCCUCUGUUAGCUUCAUUGUUGUUUCUGUUCUCUCUUUCUUCUUCUUCCUCAACUCUCUAUUCUCCUUAUUCGAUGCUCUUCGGACCAACGAUCGAGUCGGUGUCUCUCUCCAAUUAGAGAUUACAGUACUUGCUUCUCUGUUUCUUCUCUACUCGGUUGCCGGUCUGUUGGUCAGUUUCACCGAUUUGAUACCCUUGCCUUCUUCAUUCCUCGGUUUAAUUGUUCUUUUCGCGUUCGGGCAAGAAUUCCUUCUCUUUUACCUUCAGAGCAAAGACCCAUCUGGAAUUGAGAACCGUUACUUCGAUCUUUUGCUUGUUCCAAUUGCGGUUUGUAUUUUCUCCACCGUUCUCGAAUUGGUUUCGUCCAAAUCCAAUUUCCCAAGAUUAUCUCGUGGGGUUGGUUUGAUUCUUCAGGGAACAUGGUUUGUUCAGAUGGGUUUCUCUUUCUACACCAAUUUGAUUGCUCACGGGUGUUCUCUACAUGAAAAGAGCAGAGGGAAUUAUACAGUGAAGUGCAAAGGGCAUUCCGAGUAUCAUAGAGGUAGAGCAAUCGCAACGAUUCAAUUCAACUGCCAUCUUGCUUUUCUUGUGGUUUUGGUUGUGGGCGUAUACUCAGUUAUCGGCCAGAAGUACGGGGGCACUGGCAGUAAUUACACGAAUUACAGGCGGCUCGGUGCAGAAUUACAGAACUUGCAGUUUACAUUAAAUUCUGAUGACGAUGAUGAUAAUGGUGAUGAAACCAAGGAGAGUGUGGUGAAGCAGAAGUCUCUUGUUGGUGUUUCUGAACCAGGGGUCAAUAGCAUUGAUUCUCAUAAAUGA